Loa loa (African eye worm) is the source of this 1311-nucleotide messenger RNA. Its product is annotated as GPI transamidase component PIG-T. The transcript has 10 exons. Bases 1 to 1311 code for a protein of 436 amino acids. The record is from RefSeq and is a predicted model, not a curated record. Lineage: Eukaryota; Metazoa; Nematoda; Chromadorea; Rhabditida; Onchocercidae. Gene Ontology annotation, cellular component: GPI-anchor transamidase complex. Gene Ontology annotation, biological process: attachment of GPI anchor to protein.
AUGUUGGCAAUAUAUUUCUUUUCCUAUUUGCACUAUUUAACUUUUCGGUACGGUGCUUUGGCUAGUGAAACGAUUUGUACGGAAAAUUUUACACCGUGGAAAAAAUUACUUCCUUGUAAGCAGACUGGCUUAUCUACGCUGUUGAAUCCUAUUAAAAUGUAUGAAUCAGUUUUUCAUUCGAUGUCUGUACAUUUUCUGCACGUCUGUGAGGAUGGAACAACGAAUUGUGGAACACGGCGAAGAUUGGAGCUCAGUUUAAAUUUCGUAACGGAAUUAGAUUUGAGAUCUAGGAAUUUAGAUUGGAGUUUUCGUCAUCUAUUUGGUCGACAAAUCGAUCAAAGCUGUGUGAUAGCAGACAGGGAUAUUGUUUUAUUUGAGGUGGAUCGGAAGGUUAUGACGGAAAACAACGAACAACGAAAAAUGGGUAAUCGGAUUUACACACUCUAUAAUAUUUCCGCCUACCCACAUCAUGCUUUCCCAAUUGAUAUAAGUGCAAAAUAUGCAAGUCGUUUGGAAUUACCAGUCGAUAAUAGUCCUACUUUGAUUACAAUUCGAACAUAUGUUACGGGUACAGAUCAGCAAUCGGGACGUCUGAUUAGUAUUUUGAGAAAUGCACAACAUAUUCCUCAGUGUGUUGUCUAUACUCAUGUGGUACCAUGGUUCAUAAAAAUAUAUUAUCACACAAUUCUUUUUACUUGUCAUCCUCUAGACGUUGAGCAGGGUCAGUCCUUGAAGGGAAAAGUGAACAAAAAAGUUUUUUUACCAGCAAAAGAUCGCCAACGACCAUUCCUUUUGGAAUGGAAUGUCACUCUUCCAGAAAGUUCAUUUUGCGAAAUAUCUUUGGAAUUCGACAAAGCCUUCUUGAGAGUAAAUGAAUAUCCCCCAGAUGCUAGUCAUGGCUUCUACAUUCCGGCACCUGUUAUAACUUUCAAUGCCAGUGCUGAGUUGUGGAAAGAAAAUCGGACUGACCUCGGCGAUUCACUAACUACCACUUACGAUGAAAUAUUAGGUUCGAAAAGUUCGCGCAUAAUUAGUAUGCAUGGCGAAGUGCUGCUUAUUUUAUUGCCGGUGCCGGAUUUUAGUAUGCCGUUCAAUGUAAUUUGCCUUGUUUGUACAGCUAUUGCUAUGCUUUUUGGUCCAGUACAUACUCUGACUACAAAAAUGAUGAUACCUCUCUCGGAGGAGGAUAAGGAUUUAGCCCCACUCCCACCAUUACGACAAUUUUUUUUAUAUAUUUAUGAAUUUAUUGUUCGACGAUUUGUUCCAGUAUUCGUGAGGCAGUCUAUCGCUAAAAAGGAGAAAGUUUCAUAA